This is a messenger RNA of Cuculus canorus (common cuckoo), 830 nucleotides long. RefSeq names its product Fc epsilon receptor Ig (gene FCER1G). The transcript is spliced from 6 exons. NCBI's taxonomy places the organism in Eukaryota, Metazoa, Chordata, Aves, Cuculiformes, Cuculidae. Gene Ontology annotation, biological process: cell surface receptor signaling pathway. Gene Ontology annotation, molecular function: IgE receptor activity. The record is from RefSeq and is a predicted model, not a curated record. Bases 1 to 591 code for a protein of 196 amino acids. Gene Ontology annotation, cellular component: Fc-epsilon receptor I complex.
AUGUGGCCCCGGCUCUUCUCUUUCCCACGCGAGGCUCGCGGCGAGGGGAAGCUCCUCACUGCGGUCACAGCCGCUCCGGCACAGGGGAACUCUGGCUUUGGCCCCGCCGGCUCUCCGGGUGCCACCAGAGCCGGUGACGCUCGGGUUUGGCUCCCUCGGACCUUGAGCAAUGCCAGCGAGCAGGAAGGGGACGGCUGUGCCGGCCGGAGGGGGGGAAGCAUCGCGGAGGCGGGGAGGAAGGCGCUGGUGUUGCGGUCACCGACUCCAGCGCCAUCGCCCAGAGGUGCCAGACAUCAUUUCGGAGAGAUGGGAGCCCGGUUGCCACUGAGCCAAGCGGUGGCCGUGCUGGUGCUGCUGCGGGUGCCGGCGGCAGAGGCGCUGGUGGAGCCUGAGCUGUGCUACAUCCUCGAUGCCAUCCUCUUCCUCUAUGGCAUCGUCCUCACCGGCCUCUAUUGCCGCCUCAAGUUCCUGGCACGGCACCGCACGGCACCGCCAGCAGCCGGCAAGGAGCAGAAGGAAGAAGGCGUCUACGCUGGCCUCAGCGGGGAAAGCCACGAGCUGUACGAGACGCUGCAGAGAGAACCUGCCUGAACCCCCCCCCGGGACCCCCCCAGGAAACUGAGCUUUUGUCUCCCUGGAAAUGACUCUUUUUGGCCCAAAUUGGCCACUAAGUGGAGCAGGGAGCCCCAAAACUGGGGUUGGGGGGUGCCCCCUUCCGUCCACCCCCCCCCCCCCAGUAAAGCUCCUGCAAGGGGGGGGCUGGGACAGAAACCAGCGGUUCCACUGUUUGACCAAAACGCUGUGUUUGGGGGUCAAAACUGUGGAGUGGG